Molecule: messenger RNA, 444 nt
Organism: Morchella importuna
Lineage: Eukaryota; Fungi; Ascomycota; Pezizomycetes; Pezizales; Morchellaceae
Exons: 2
Coding region: 1-444 (147 amino acids)
Source: RefSeq, a predicted model, not a curated record
AUGGACGCACAGAACCAACACCAGGCCCAGAGCGGGGGGGUGGGCGCCUCCGGAGUGGAAGUCCAGGAGGAUACUGAGGGUGCCAGAGAUGCCGUGGAGGCCCCCCCCACCACCACCAUCACCACCACCGCCACCACCACCACCACAGCCACCAUCGCCUCCUCCUCCUCCUCCUCCGCCUCUACGGCUGCCAAUGAGACCCAGCUCACUCCCGCAAGGGAGGCUAGGUCUGACCCUGAGGGAUCCGGCGCUCACGAGGCGGGCGUGGGUGAUAGUGGGGUGGCCCCGCCUAUCCGUAGGCGCGGGAGGGAGGAGCCACGAGUGGGACUGUGGGAGAAGACCAAGGCAGCGGCCUUGAGGGGGGGCAAAGAGGCACUAAACAGCCUCAACGUGAAGGGGAUGCUUUCGGGGACGAAGAAGGCGAAAGAUUUGGAGACGCGUUAG